CCUGCCCUAGGGAUCAGGGCAGGCGGGGCCGUGGGCAGGAUGUCCGCAGUGCAGGGGCCACGGAGAGCCAUCAGCACCUGCUGCAGUCAGCGCCUCUUUGCUGCGCCCGGCGAGGGAGGGACAGCGGGAUGUCCCCGUCCGAGCUCCUGGCAGCAAACCAGGCAUUGGCGACCGCUCCCCUCCAGCGUCCCCAGGGCCACGGGGCAGCCACAGCGCUCGGCCCCGCUGGACAGUGCCACGUGGCGGGCUGGCCUGGCUCUGUGGCCGUGGCAUUGCCCCAGGGAAGGGGCCCCCACCUCCCCGCCUGCGUUGCUGGGGGGCGGGGAGCAGGGGGCUGCGGCAGCGUCUGAUCAGAGGCUGCCGCGUGGCGACGGCGACGCAGCUUUGAAGAAGGAUGACGGGCGUCUCGGCUCCGCUGACAGCGACUCCCUUUGAGGAGCAGAUUGGGGGCGCAGCGCUCUGAUCGCAGCCCCACCCCCAGCCCCCCCGGCACUUCAAAGGCCCCACGGCAGCCGCGUCACCACCACGGGCGCCCACGCCAGCUGCACGGAGCCCGGGCCUGGCGGCGCUGGCCCUGCUCCCCGGCCUGGGUCCGACGCGGGCGCUGGGGCAGGAGGCGCUGGGUGAGACAGGCACGGACAGCUUGCUCCGCGUCCGGGCACCGGCUGCAGGACAGGCCCCGUUGGGGAGUCCCGGGCACGUGGCGGCAGCGAGCCAGCAUCCAGGGGCUGAGCUGGGCCCAGGGCUCUGGGCUCUUCCAGAGGCAGCGCCAGGCGCGGGCAGGGGCCAGGAGCUGCCCCGGGGUCUCUGCCGCUCGCCGGGCACUGCCAGGCCUCACCCCGGGGCUGCCCAAGGCCCGGCCUGGCCCCGGGAGGAUUUUCCAUUCCUGAAUUGCGGUUGGGGGAGGGCGUCUGUCGGUCCCGGCCCCCCUUCCCUGCCUGUCGCUGGGUCUCGGGGAGGCGCCUGCUGCGCUCGCUGGGUCUGGGCAGCUGAGACAGAGCAGGCUCCCCGGAGGGGCCGGGACCCCCACCACUGCUGCGGGCAGGACGCGUCCGGCCGAGGCCUCCACCGUGAUGCCGCUGCCCCUCGCCUGCUGCCCCGGCAGGGAGCACCUGCCCUCGCCUUCGCCCCCGCCCUCGCCCGCGCCCCCGCGCGGCUCCCUGGCCCGCUUCCUGCGCAGCACCCGCCUGCCCGGCCUGCGCUACCUGAGCUGGCGGCCGCCGUCCCGCGCCCGGCGCCUGCUCUGGGCCCUGGCCGUCCUGGCCUGCCUGGGCCUGCUCUGCACCUGGUGCAGCGACCGCGUGCGCUACCUGCAGGGCCACCCCGUGCACACGCGGGCACACCUGGCCUACGCCCUGCGCCGGCGCUUCCCGGCCGUCACCCUGUGCAACAACAACCCGGUGCGCUUCCCGCGGCUCACGCGGCCCGACCUGUACUCCGUGGGGCAGUGGCUGGGCCUGGCCCGGCCUGACCGCUCGCUGGUGCCGGCGCUGCUGGAGGCGCUGCCGGAGCCCCGGCGCCGCUGGCUCGGCCGCCUGGCCAACUACUCGCGCUUCUUGCCGCCGCGGCCCUCGGAGCGCACCAUGGAGAGCUUCUUCCACCGCCUGGGCCACCAGAUCGAGGACAUGCUGCUCGCCUGCCGCUUCCGCCGCCAGCCCUGCGGCCCCGAACACUUCGCCCCCGUGAGUCGCCGGGCACCAUUGGGCACCGGGGCUGGGGCUGGGUCAGCGCCAGCCCGCGGGGCUCGUGGGCUUGUGCCUUUCUCAGCGGCGCACGGGCCAGGGGAGACUCCACGUGUCCUCGGGGGCUCAGGCGUGUUGGUGCCGGGGCUGGGCACUGUCGGGAUCUCCCCGGGCCUCUGACCCACUCACAGCUGCUGAGGGGCUGUGGGGCAGACGCCGGGAGAC
Messenger RNA from Alligator mississippiensis (American alligator), 1907 nucleotides. RefSeq names its product acid-sensing ion channel 2-like. Gene Ontology annotation, cellular component: membrane. Gene Ontology annotation, biological process: sodium ion transmembrane transport. Gene Ontology annotation, molecular function: ligand-gated sodium channel activity. NCBI's taxonomy places the organism in Eukaryota, Metazoa, Chordata, Crocodylia, Alligatoridae. The coding region runs from base 1074 to 1862 and encodes 262 amino acids. The record is from RefSeq and is a predicted model, not a curated record. The transcript has a single exon.